Molecule: messenger RNA, 204 nt
Organism: Closterium sp. Naga37s-1
Lineage: Eukaryota; Viridiplantae; Streptophyta; Zygnematophyceae; Desmidiales; Closteriaceae
Source: the annotation of a GenBank genome assembly
CUCCCAGUGUCGGAGUUCCCCUUCAUCAUCGCCUAUGCACCCACGGAACCCAUUCUCCGCAUCACCAGAGCCCUCAUCCAGCCCAUUGGGGGGGUCGACAUCGCUCCCAUUGUGUGGCUUGCAUUGAUAAGCUUCCUUAACGAGAUCUUGUUGGGCCAGCAGGGGCUGCUCGUGCUGAUAGCGAAUCAGGAGUCACUCUUGUGA